AUGUCGGGGGCCGUCGUCCCAGAUUUGCUGGUGGCUGACGUAGAGUUGACUGAGAACCUGUACCCGUUCACAAAGUCUAAAGCUCUGAGUGCUUCUGUGAAGAUCAGCAAUGCCACCAGUGUGAGGGUGACACAGGGCUUCCUCGAGGAGUGGCUCAAGAUAUUAUCAGUGGGACUCGAUCUCUGGAACUGUGGCACCGUUACCUUGUCAUCUGCACCCUACAUCUACCGUCACCUGUCACGCUCCUUCUCCACCUUCAUCGGAAUCGGACUGGUGGGCUGCUGGGUACCUGAAGUCCCUACUAAUUUACUGAGAAACAGAUUCACUGCCAGCCUCUUCAUCAAGCACAGCCAAGUAGGCGUCAUGCGUCGUGGCAUGUUGAAUGCUGUGGGCAAGGUGCGGUACAUAGUGUUGGAAGACUCAGUGGUGGACAAGGUGGAGGGCCCACUAGCAGCAGAGGGUUCUUUCACGCUGAGCCAGCGAGAUCUACAUCGCUGGAAUGGUCUUUUCCUCAACAACGUCACCAUACACUCGCUGGGUUCUAGUUCCUUUAAUCUCACUCAUAAGGCCAGUAAGAGAGAGAAUACUCAUAAGGUGGAUGUGAAAGACUGCUUAGUGGGUCAGGUGGGCCAUGGUGGCAUCACGGUCCAGGGAGAUGUUGCUGUAACUAUAAAAAAUAACAUUUUUGAGAACUUGGAGGAUGGAGCCCUAAAAAUAAGUGUGAGUCGUGAUUUAAAGUUCCAAGGAAAUUUGGUGCAAGCAGCAGAGGAGGCAUCACUUCAGGAUAUCCAGUGCCAGAAUUUAACAGAGAUGGACACAAAUAUGAUCUACAUCACACUUGACAAAAAUACAACGGAACUUUUCAAUGAGCUAUCAUUCAGUCCAUUUUCAGCCUCCUGUGGCCUCUCUCAGAUAUUCAAAGUUGUGAAUAUGGAUGUGCCCCUCACUACCAUAGUCUUCAGUCACAGCACUUGGGUACUACUGGCCAUACUUUUACUGUUAAUACUGAUUGCUGGUGGUAUCCUUUACCGGUGGAGAGAGAACAACAAACUACAGAACCAGAGCCAAAGUAACUUUCACUCCUACAAUGGUGUCUCAUCCUCGGCUCAAUAUCAAGCUAACCAACAGGAGGUCAACAUGGUGCAAGGCAGUGUAUUAAAUCCAGUCUAUGACAGAACAACACUGUAGCUCCUGCAUGCAGAUGAAGAGUAUUGAUUGGAUUAAACCAAAUGAAAUUAUUAGAAUUUCACAAACUUUGGAAGCAAAACCACAUUUUUUUAUAUCACUUUAUAGCAUUGAAAAUUAAGUGCAUAGAUCACCAGAGUGUAAUAAAGCAUCAUAAUGAGAUGAAAUGCCCAUCAUUGUUUAACAGACUUUCAGUGCAUAUAUGACAAGUCAAAUAUUUUAUUUAUCUUUUUUAAUAUUUACCCAUGAAUAAAUGGAAUAUGAAUUG
Messenger RNA from Portunus trituberculatus (swimming crab), 1453 nucleotides. RefSeq lists its product as uncharacterized. Bases 1 to 1188 code for a protein of 395 amino acids. Lineage: Eukaryota; Metazoa; Arthropoda; Malacostraca; Decapoda; Portunidae. The record is from RefSeq and is a predicted model, not a curated record. The transcript is spliced from 7 exons.